AUGCCUUCGCGAUAUUUAUUUCCAGCACGCGCUAACCAUGAUCUUACCCUUGAGAUUACCAUUGAUGGCCAUUAUGAGUCCAAAGUUUAUACGUUCGGUUCCACAGUCUCUGGCUUGGUCACAAUAACAGCCCAUCACCAACUGCCUUUCCAGUCUCUCCAGAUUGAUCUAAGAGGCAUUACCUCGACCUGCGGCCACGCAUUUCAGUACGGCACACCUUUCAAGACCCACGUUUUUAUGCAAUUGCAAAUGCCAAUUCCUACAUCAGCUCUACCUGUCAACCAGUCCUUUGAGCAAGGACAGUUAUACCACGUUCCUUUUCGAUUCGUGAUUCCCCAGCAACUCUCAUCCGCUGCAUGCAACCACCAGAAUAAAGCAGUCAGGGAGCGACACCUACGGCCACCGCCAAGCAUGGGUGCUUGGGAUCGUGAUGACCUUGCAGGUGGUUCUGCAAACGUCGAUUACAUGAUCAGAGCACGUCUUUUGUUGAGCAAGAACAAACGGGGAGAAGAACAGUAUCUAGAUCAGAGUCGUUCUUUCAAGGUGAUUCCAGCCCUUCCUAAGCAACCACCGCUUCAUGUCAGUCCUGAAAACCCAGAGUACUGCUUAUCCAAGAGUAAGACGAUCAGGAAAGGUGUCGUUGGCACAAAGAUGGGGCUUGUGCGCGUUUCGGCUACUCAGCCAGAACCUAUUCUACUCUGUUUAGACGGACUCAACUCUCCCAUGUCCCGUAUACCUAUCGAUCUAGAAUACAUUCCUAUGUCAAGCAGCGCACCACUACCGGAGAUAAGGGUCAAGUCGGCCACCAUCGAAACUUUUACAAACUUUUGGCUUGGUAUAGACGGCUACUUACCAGAUCACCAUCAAAAGCCAUCAAAUUCCGUUGCUCCAACAGCACCAUGGUUAACCUCGCAUGCCCUUGUCCUCACUGGGAAAGAAAUGGCAAGGUGGCAGAAAGACAGCCAACACGUCUCUGAGAAGGAAUCAGAGAAGAGGUUCUCAGAGCCUUUGGAUGUUAUCCAAGACUGUGCAGAACCUCACUUCACAGCACGCUCACCUUCAUGUGCCUCCCAUCGGGACUUUGGCUCAUCUAAGUCUAAUUCCUACAGAGCUUUCAUUCUACAAUCAUUUGGGCUCCCUACCGAGAAGUCUCUGUUCCUCCCUACCUUUUACUCCUGUCUGAUCAGUCGGACCUACCGGAUUAGAGUCAGUCUAGCUAUAGGCGCUUAUGGCAACACGAUUUCCCUCAUGGUACCGCUACAGGUGGCGGUUAAUGGACUUGACGAUACUCAAAAUCAUGGUCACUUGAGCUCUGUGAGUGUAAUAAUCUCUCUUUAA
This is a messenger RNA of Fusarium fujikuroi IMI 58289, 1338 nucleotides long. RefSeq lists its product as uncharacterized. The record is from RefSeq and is a predicted model, not a curated record. Lineage: Eukaryota; Fungi; Ascomycota; Sordariomycetes; Hypocreales; Nectriaceae. The transcript has a single exon. The coding region runs from base 1 to 1338 and encodes 445 amino acids.